Molecule: messenger RNA, 177 nt
Organism: Bipolaris zeicola 26-R-13
Lineage: Eukaryota; Fungi; Ascomycota; Dothideomycetes; Pleosporales; Pleosporaceae
Exons: 2
Coding region: 1-177 (58 amino acids)
Source: RefSeq, a predicted model, not a curated record
AUGAAGACUUCCAAGGCUGGUUUUCAGCAGGACCAUCUUCCCAUUAUCUCCGUUACCUACACCAGUGUCCCCAGAAGCACACAAAAGUUUAAUACCUUGGAGAGCGAGUUUGAGAAUCUCGGUGCAUUGCCUUAUAACAUGAUCCUCAACAUGGGCAUUUCGCUCACCGAGUCCUGA